UUGGUUGAGUAGAAGCUGUCAGACGCUGCCAGCAGUAGACGAGGAAGCAGUAUUAAGUGCAGAGCUAAGUGAACACUCUCCUUCCAGACUGUAAAAACUAUAGUAUCUGCAACUUUUGCCAUUGUAUUGUCUAAUGAAUGGAAAUAUUAGAUAUCAGUCAUUGAGCUAAUUGUAGUCGCGUGCAUGGCUUGAUAAAUCAUGUGCAGAGUACACGAUUGAAGAGAAAGUGCAUUGACAAUUGAUAUCUGGAGAUAAUCAUGCUUCAUUUGAGACAGUUGGCUUGCAGUUGGUGGUCGUGUCUCCUUCACAGUAGAGCACCAUGUGUGAAAACAUUGGUCCAUGGAGAUCAGAGGAGACUGUUCAACACCUCAAACAGCCGUAUGACAAUAAUGCCUGCUUGGGUUAUCGAUAGAUACGGCAGCAAUGAUGUCCUACGGUUCACUAAAAACGCCAGCUUCCCAAUCAUCAACUAUCCGAAUGAAGUCGUCGUUCAAGUUCAUGCCGCAGGUCUAAACCCCAUUGACGUCAGCAUGAGAGGCGGGUAUGGGGCUGCCACUAUGGCCAUGAAGAGAGACCCCCUGAACAUCAAGCAGUCGGGCAGUGAGUUCCCCCUCAUUCUGGGCCGAGAUAUGUCCGGAGUCAUCAUGGAGUGUGGUCUGGAUGUGACACCAGCCUACUUUAAAGAGGGGGAUGAGGUGUGGGCGGCCAUUCCCCCAUGGAAACAAGGCAGCCUGGCUGAGUUUGUGGUUUUGAGUGCAAAUGAGGUGUCCAAAAAGCCCAAAUGUCUGAGUCACAUAGAGGCGGCGGCUGUUCCUUACGUGGCUGCCACAGCCUGGUCUGCCCUAGUCAACACAGGAGGCCUCAACAAGGACAACUGUGCCAAGAAACGCAUUCUGAUCCUGGGCGGUUCAGGAGGAGUCGGAACAUUUUCCAUACAGAUGCUCAAGGCCUGGGGAGCCCAUGUGACAGUAACCUGCUCCCAGAAUGCCGAGCGGCUGGUGAGGGGUCUAGGGGUGGAUCACGUGGUGGACUACACAGCUGGGCCUGUUGAGGUGCCCCUGAGGGCGCUGGAAAAGUUUGAUCUGGUUCUGGAUAAUGUGGGCGGGGACACAGAGAGCUGGGCGCUGGGCCUGCUGAAGCCGUGGUGCGGCGCCAAGUAUGUAACACUGGUAACGCCCUUCCUCUGUAACACUGACCGGCUAGGUAUCGCUGAUGGAAUGCUCCAGACCGGGGUCACCGUGGCAUCCAAGGCCCUCAAGCAUUUAUCCAAAGGAGUGCACUAUCGCUGGGGGAUGUUUGCACCCAACGGACUUGCCCUGGAUGACAUCAGCGAGAUGGUGGAUGCAGGAAAGAUCCGUGCGGUGGUGGAAGAGGAGUUUACCUUCUCCCAGGUGCCCCAGGCCAUGCUGAAGGUAGAGAAGGGACACGCUCGGGGGAAGACUGUGGUCAAGAUCAGCAGCGGAGAGGACUCGUCCGAGUAACCAGCGAAAUCCUUAGGCAUCCAUUAUGAGAAAUGAUCCUUUAUGAUCGUCUGUGCUAAGGCUAUGACUGUGUGUCUGUCUGAGAAGAGGCUGCCUGUUGUAGCUAUGUGAUAAGUAAAACGUAUUCAAGUCCUUGA
Messenger RNA from Salvelinus fontinalis (brook trout), 1618 nucleotides. It is a transcript of the gene rtn4ip1, whose product is annotated as reticulon 4 interacting protein 1. The record is from RefSeq and is a predicted model, not a curated record. Gene Ontology annotation, molecular function: oxidoreductase activity. Bases 258 to 1481 code for a protein of 407 amino acids. Gene Ontology annotation, cellular component: mitochondrion. The transcript is spliced from 9 exons. Lineage: Eukaryota; Metazoa; Chordata; Actinopteri; Salmoniformes; Salmonidae.